UUCCUCAUUUUCUUUAGUGCCACUGUGAAUUUGUUCUGAUAUGCUAAAGAGCGUGAGUGGCAUUAAUCCUGAUCAUCACACUUGACUAGGCAUGUUACUCACCUGGCCUCUGCAGCAGGUAAAAUUUAACCAAGCUUUGGCUGACCAUUCAAUGGCUGAGAAGCCACGGCUGAUUGAUGGCAUUGUACUGACUAAAUUUGAUACAAUUGAUGAUAAGGUUGGUGCUGCCAUUUCAAUGACCUACAUCACUGGCCAGCCAAUAGUUUUCGUUGGAACUGGACAGACCUACAAUGACUUGCGCAGCCUUAAUGCCAAGGCUGUCGUCAGUGCUCUAAUGAAGGCUUAAGUACCUGCUUUUCACUAUUGUCUUAAUGCAGCGUAACUGCCACUGGAUCACCCGUCUCCAGCCCCUCACUGAUUGAUUGUUCCCUGCAUAUUGAAGGAUUGUUGUUGAAUACAUUGAAACCAUCUGUUCACAUUGCAACAUUUCCAGCAUCAGUCUGCUGCAAUUCCCUUCCAACUUGCUAUUAUAAAAAAAUGGAUGCACAGCAAAAACUACUACCACAUCACUGAAGAGAUCGACUGCUUUUCCUUUUAUAAAAACCCGUGUCUUUUAAUUCUUAGUGCAAUAAACUUCAGUACUGGCUGCCUAUGAAUUAGAGAACUUGUAAAGAGAAUUUAUUAAAUAAAGCUGCUAUUAUUGUCAGCUGUGGCAUUCUCA
This is a messenger RNA of Rhincodon typus (whale shark), 721 nucleotides long. Its product is annotated as signal recognition particle receptor subunit alpha-like. The coding region runs from base 92 to 346 and encodes 84 amino acids. Gene Ontology annotation, cellular component: endoplasmic reticulum membrane. Lineage: Eukaryota; Metazoa; Chordata; Chondrichthyes; Orectolobiformes; Rhincodontidae. The transcript is spliced from 3 exons. Gene Ontology annotation, biological process: SRP-dependent cotranslational protein targeting to membrane. Gene Ontology annotation, molecular function: GTP binding; signal recognition particle binding; GTPase activity. The record is from RefSeq and is a predicted model, not a curated record.